Myxozyma melibiosi is the source of this 1584-nucleotide messenger RNA. RefSeq lists its product as uncharacterized. The coding region runs from base 1 to 1584 and encodes 527 amino acids. Gene Ontology annotation, biological process: carbohydrate metabolic process. The transcript has 2 exons. Lineage: Eukaryota; Fungi; Ascomycota; Lipomycetes; Lipomycetales; Lipomycetaceae. The record is from RefSeq and is a predicted model, not a curated record.
AUGGUUGCGAUUACUAGCUUGCUGCUCCUGGGAUCAUUCCUUUUCAGCACGCCCUCGUAUGCGGUACAAGAGUCCUGGAGGGUGCGUGAUGCAUCUUGCCCGGAUUAUAAAACAUUCUCAACUCGCCGUCAUACUCCAGUAACAAAUGGUCCCCUGCGAUUACCGUUCCAGCGGCCAAUAUCAGAAUGUAGAACGUUCUCGUCAAAAGAGGUUGAGCGGGUGAUCAAAGAGGUGACUGGCCGUAUUCCCGACGUUGAUCUCUCUAGACUGUUUGAGAACUGCUUCCCAAAUACUCUGGACACCACAGUACGUUGGCAUGUGCCCGGGCGUUCACCCCAGUCCUUCAUCGUCACGGGCGACAUCAACGCCGAGUGGAUCCGCGACUCCACCAACCAGCUCUCACCCUAUCUCCCGCUGGCCAAGGUUGAUAACGACAUCCGCACGCUAAUUCUAGGUGCGAUUCACACGCAGGCCGAAUUCCUUACCUUCUCGCCCUACUGCAACGCUUUCCAACCUCCCGCGCAGUCCCAUCUGAAACCGUCGUCGAACGAUCAGAGCGAUAACGUCAAUCCUCCGUAUGAUCCGUCGCUGGUUUUUGAGUGCAAGUAUGAGCUGGAUUCGCUUGCGUCGUUCCUCAACCUCGCGAAUAUGUAUUUUGAGCAGACGGGCGAUGCCUCGUUUGUCGGCAGCGACCCAUACUUUCUCGAGGCGCUGAAGAACGUGCUGCAAGUACUCGACGAGCAGGCGCUUACGACUUACGACGAAAACGGCAACGACAGACGCAACCGAUACAUCUUCCAGCGCCAGACCAACGUCGGAACCGAGACCCUGGCGCUGCAAGGAGCGGGGAACCCGACGAACCUCAACACCUCGCUAAUCAGGUCUGCAUUCAGACCGUCGGACGAUGCAACAAUCUUGCAGUUUUUCAUCCCCGCGAACGCAUUUGUUGCUGUGGAACUCAAGCGGGCUAAGAAACUGCUUGCUGCUGGCGGCUAUGCCAAGAUGGCAGACGAGCUAUUUUCAAGAGGCGAGAAGAUCGAAAAUGGGGUGUGGGAGCAUGGCGUCUACGAGCACAAGGUGUAUGGCAAAGUCUUUGCGUACGAGGUCGAUGGCUACGGCAGUAUUAUCAACAUGGACGAUGCCAAUCUGCCGUCGCUGCUCUCGUUGCCUUUACUCGGCUUCGUCGACGCCAAGGACGAAGUCUACCAAAACACUCGCCGGAUGCUGCUCAGCAAGGCCGGCAACCCGUAUUUCCUCAAGGGCCCAGAGUUUGCGGGCAUAGGCGGCCCUCACAUCGGCGUGCGGUACGCGUGGCCGAUGUCGCUGCUGACUCUGAUCCGGACGUCGGACGACGACGUCGAGAUCGCGGCCGCGCUCGAUCUGGUCAAGAAAACCACGGGCGGACUAGGUCUGAUGCACGAGAGCGUGAACGUCCGGCGCGCAAGGGAUUACACGCGGUCGUGGUUUGCGUGGUGUAAUUCGGAGUUUGGAAAGACGAUUCUCGACUUGGCGGCGCGGAAGCCGCAUCUUGUGUUUGGAGAGGGGGCGGAGUCGUAUUCGAUCGACUCUGUGGCAGGUGCUUGA